CGCGCUCGCUUCCCUCCCGCCUGCCCCGGGGCCCCGCGCUCACCUCCCGCCCAGCCUUCCCCGCGCUGGGCGCCGAGGCUCCGCGCGGCACGCGCAGCCGUCUCUCCUCCCGGAAGGCGAGGCCGAGCGUGGCGGCCAUGGAGGCGGCGGCGCGGAGGCGGCAGCUCCCGGGAGCGGCUGGCGGCCCCGGUGUCGCGUUCUUGCAGGCCAGGCAUGGCUCCGCGAAGGCUGAGGACAAAGACCGCACAGCCCCCUUCCACUUUGACCUCUGGUUCUACUUCACACUGCAGAACUGGGUUCUGGACUUUGGCCGCCCUAUUGCCAUGCUGGUAUUCCCGAUCCAGUGGUUUCCUCUCAACAAGCCGAGUGUUGGGGACUACUUCCACAUGGCCUACAAUAUCACCACGCCCUUCCUUCUGCUAAAGCUGAUGGAGCGGUCCCCCCGAACGCUACCGCGGUCGAUAAUCUAUGUCAGCAUCAUCACUUUCAUCAUGGGAGCCAGCAUCCACCUGGUGGGCGACUCAGUCAACCACCGCCUGCUCUUCAGCGGGUACCAGCACCACCUGUCUGUCAGAGAGAAUCCCAUCAUCAAGAAUCUCAAGCCGGAGACUCUGAUCGACUCCUUUGAGCUGCUGUACUACUAUGACGAGUACCUGGGCCACUGCAUGUGGUACAUCCCCUUCUUCCUCAUCCUCUUCAUGUACUUCAGUGGCUGUUUUACUACCUCCAAGGCCGAGAGCCACAUGCCAGGGCCUGCCCUGCUCCUGGUGGUGCCCAGUGGUCUGUACUACUGGUACCUGGUGACCGAGGGCCAGAUCUUCAUCCUCUUCAUCUUCACCUUCUUCGCCAUGCUGGCUCUCGUUUUGCACCAGAAGCGUAGGCACCUGUUACUGGACAGCAAUGGCCUCUUCCUCUUCUAUUCCUUCGUGCUCACCCUCUUCCUGGUGGCUCUGUGGGUUGCCUGGCUGUGGAAUGACCCUGUGCUCAGAAAGAAGUACCCUGGUGUCAUCUAUGUUCCUGAGCCCUGGGCCUUCUACACACUCCAUGUUAGCAAUCAACAGUGAGGCUCAGUGGGGGCAACAGGCCAUGGUAUUUGUAUGUGUGCAUACGUGCACUGUGGUAAUAUGAACUGUGCACUGGGGGCAGAGAUUGGCAGAGUGUGUUGUUGAGAGACUCAACUGUUCUGGUCAGGUUUUGGGUUUGUUUGUUUGUUUGUUUGUUUGUUUUGCUUUGGACUUAAGAUGGAGUUUAUUUUGGCGAAGUAUAUGAAGGCCAAGAUCACCCCUGCCCUCCCCUGUAUUUCACUACCAUUAGAGGUGCCCGAAACAUCCCUAUCUCUCAGCACUGGGCUGGCCUUAUGGAGAUGUCUUCUGGUGGCAUGCAGGUGAGGGCUGGGCAGGACAGAAGCAAGAGACUCGGCUACUUGCCUGGCUCCUGGCACCUGAAACUGCCUACCCCUGGGCCCUAGGUUUCUGGGUCACAACUUCUUUUGUGCUUUAAACAGAGCAAUUCCAACUCUGGGCUUCAUUUGUUCUGGACAGCUCCUAUGGCUCUGGGGACUGGUGGUUACUGAUUCCCUUGGAGCAGCAGCAGCAAGGAAGAGUGGUUCUUUUACUAUGUCCCCCACCCCUCCUCCUGGUCACACUGUCAGUGAAGCUCUUGGAGCUGGCCUGGGUUCUGAGCUACAUGGAAGGCAGAAUUCUCAAGCCCUUGUUUUAUAGAUUCCCUGAGACCCGUUGUAAGGGUCUGAGACAUUACAAGUCGGUCUCUUGAGACAGUGCAGCCUGACUCUUUCACCACCUGCCUGGUGCCUUUGUUCCCAGCAUGGUGGCUCCUGCCUUUCCCCAGCCCACCUCCUCCUAGGCCUCAGAUAUAGGUCUCCUUGGCACGAGGUGCCAUCACCUUAUUUAGCAGUCAGCAUUGAGUGGUCUGUGCUGUGAGUCUUGGGGAUACUCCGUGCAUGGCUCUGCCUCUUUUCUGCUGCUCUCAGGGACUAGGCCUCAGUUUUCUCUAGUAGACUUUCUAUGGGCUAGCCCAUGCUGGGGUGGAGGCAGGGGUGAGAGGUCUGAAUAAAGGCUGAUUUGAAGCCCA
Molecule: messenger RNA, 2091 nt
Organism: Rattus rattus (black rat)
Lineage: Eukaryota; Metazoa; Chordata; Mammalia; Rodentia; Muridae
Gene: Cln6
Product: CLN6 transmembrane ER protein
Exons: 7
Coding region: 138-1064 (308 amino acids)
Source: RefSeq, a predicted model, not a curated record